Molecule: messenger RNA, 450 nt
Organism: Zingiber officinale
Lineage: Eukaryota; Viridiplantae; Streptophyta; Magnoliopsida; Zingiberales; Zingiberaceae
Product: ethylene-responsive transcription factor 3-like
Exons: 2
Coding region: 1-450 (149 amino acids)
Biological process (GO): regulation of DNA-templated transcription
Molecular function (GO): DNA-binding transcription factor activity; DNA binding
Source: RefSeq, a predicted model, not a curated record
AUGGAUCUCUCGACGGUGAUAUGGACGACGACCAUCAUCGGCGCUGUCGCGGUCUACUGCACUCCUCUUCCUUUGAUCCCAUCUCUCGCUCCCUCUUCCCCCUUCUUUUGUUCCUUUUCAUUCCGUCGAUCUGUUGGCCAGAUGAAGAAAGGCCGAGUUCUGGUGGAGCCGGCGGCGGCAGUAGCGGAGACGCGGUUCCACGGCGUGCGCAAGCGACCGUGGGGGCGGUUCGCGGCCGAGAUCAGGGACCCCUGGAAGAAGGUCAGGGUGUGGCUUGGAACCUUCGACUCGGCCGAUGCUGUCGCCCUGGCCUACGACUCCGCCGCUCGCGCGUUCUGUGGUUCCAAGGCCAAGACCAACUUUCCCCUCGCCGCCGCCGCUGCUGCAUCUCCCACCCCUACUCCUGCAUUCCGCUGCCCUCCCUCCGCUUACCCAACCCUAGGGUUUUGA